Exophiala viscosa is the source of this 1763-nucleotide messenger RNA. RefSeq lists its product as uncharacterized. Gene Ontology annotation, molecular function: FAD binding. The record is from RefSeq and is a predicted model, not a curated record. The coding region runs from base 441 to 1670 and encodes 409 amino acids. Lineage: Eukaryota; Fungi; Ascomycota; Eurotiomycetes; Chaetothyriales; Herpotrichiellaceae. The transcript has 6 exons.
CUAGUAAGCGGCUUGUUUUCUUCGUUGUAUGCUUGUGCAGGUCCAGGCAGGCUCGCACAAGAAGCGGGUAAGGCUGAAGGUCCCGGAGCAUUGCGCAUGCCUCGUUACCGAGAUCCAUGAUAAGCAGGAACAGAAGCGAUAGUCCAGGGCUGCAAUCUGGACCGACAUGCUCCGAUCCGCUCCCGGUCAAUCUUAGCCUUUCGGUGCUGUCGGUGAUCCGGUCCACUUCCACUGUGGACCAUGAUAGGAGUAUCCAGCCUCGCCAGGAUUGCGGAGGAUACGCAUCACCUUGUUCUAUGGGUAGCAUACCACACAGGCAGAGCAGAAUCGAUGGAUGAAUAUUCAGCCGUGAUCGACUUACCUUGCGGUGGCGAGCAGGGACGAUAUGAAUGUUGCUCAAGAAGUGUGAACAGUGCUGUAAAUAAGGACAACGACCAAUCAUGGCUACAAACUUCAAGGUUCUGAUCGUCGGCGCAGGUGUCACAGGCUUGUCUCUUGCUCAUGGCUUGCGAAAGCAAGGUAUCGAGUAUGAGAUCUUCGAGAAACAUGGCGGUGCCACCCGACACCGUGACUGGGGCAUCACCGUCCACUGGGCGGUACAGUUCAUGGAGCUCUACCCCGAGGACAUGGGACAACGUCUUCGCAAGGCGCAAGUCAUUGUUCAGAGAGACAACAAAGUCCAGGAGCAGGUCGAAUUCCACAACGGUGAGACAGGAGAGGUCUUCAAGCACAUUCCAUUGGGUCCAGCGAAACGGUACAGCCAAAAGAAGAUCAGGCAGGCUUUGACACAGGAGAUCCCAGUCCAGUACAACAAGGAAAUGAAAACAAUCAAAGAGCUGCCAAACGGGGUCGAAGUAGUCUUCGCGGAUGGGACGACCGCCACAGGCACUCUUGUAGUAUGCUGCGAUGGAGCUCAAUCUCCGUCAAGACAACUUCUCUUUGCCAACAAGGAGGACGCCAAAUGGAAACCUCUGCCGGGAUUCAUUCUCAACAACUUUUGGAUGCAAUAUCCUGUCGACCGGGCACUCAAGAUCAAAGAGGGGCUGAGUGCCUUCAUGGACAUUGCAGUUCAUCCGAACGGUACGUAUUAUGGUUUGAUACCCCUUGACAUUGAUGAUCCGGACAAGCCAGAAUCCUGGAAAUUUCAAGUUUUCAUGGCGAUGAAAGCCAACAUACCACCUGAAGAAGACAGUUCAGAAAGAAGGUUCGCAAUAGUCAAGGAGGCAGGAAAAGCCUUUGCCGAGCCCUUCCGGUCCGCUAUAGAAUGGAUGCCUGAAGGGACGUUCAUCAGCACUGAUAGGUAUGGUACCUGGGAGAGCAUUCCAUGGGACAACAAGAAUGGACGAGUUCUCCUUGCAGGAGAUUGUGCUCAUUCUAUGACAGCACAUCGUGCACAAGGACUCAAUCAUGCGUUACAGGAUGUUUUGAACCUCGUCCAUGCAAUACCUGAGAUUGCCGCAGGGAAGCUGGAUCUGAAGGAAUUUGCCGAUAGCUACAUGGCAGAAGUGGUCGAACGAGGGGCCGAUGAAGUCCGGAUGUCACUGAAGCAAGGUCUGGCUGUGCAUAAUUGGGGUCAGAACAAGGAUAUGCCCAUCGUGAAGAUUGGCACCACUCCUUUGCAUAUGGAGCAGACCCUUGUCCCACUACCCACGCAAGGCGAGGCUGUCUAGAGGCUGAACUGCGUCGUUUGAUGAACGAUGUUAAAGACCUUUCUGGAAGAUCAUGUCAAAUGGUUCGCUUCCUACAAUAUGAAAGUUUUUGCC